Molecule: messenger RNA, 1308 nt
Organism: Eurytemora carolleeae
Lineage: Eukaryota; Metazoa; Arthropoda; Copepoda; Calanoida; Temoridae
Product: basic-leucine zipper transcription factor A
Exons: 5
Coding region: 1-1308 (435 amino acids)
Source: RefSeq, a predicted model, not a curated record
AUGUCAAGUGGUGGAUUGGCAUCUUACUUUAACCCAGAAUCUGGAGGAAGUGAAGGGUUCCAGGUUCCUGGAGGAAGUGAAGGGUUCCAGGUUCCUGGAGGAAAUGAAGGGUUCCAGGUUCCUGGAGGAAAUGAAGGGUUCCAGGUUCCUGGAGGAAAUGAAGGGUUCCAGGUUCCUGGAGGAAGUGAAGGAUUCCAGGUUCCUGGAGGAAAUGAAGGGUUCCAGGUCCAAAGCUCUCCAGAAGUGUCCUUCUUCUCCAGGCCGGGUUUAGGACACCAGGAAUCUUCAUUUGUAACCCUGUCCUCGGGUAAUCCCGCAGAAAUUUGUCCUGACAUAUCUUCAAUAUUUUCCGGAGCAGUUGUUAAUCAGAUCGAUCAAUCUAUGUUUAUGGUUCCAGCUCCGGGUGCUGAAAUGAACCAAGCUCCAGGUGCUGAAAUGAACCCAGUUCCAGGUGUGCAGAUGUACACUGCUCUAGAACAGGAGAAGAACCUGGAUCAAGUUCAGUUUUAUCUGCAGGAGUCAGACAGGGAGAGGAUAUACUUUAAUAAACCACACAAUCUUGGGAGUACAUAUUUUUCCUCCUCUUCCCAAGAUUAUCUACAGCAAAGAUAUCUGGGAAAUCAAGCUUAUCAGGAACAUCAAGCACAGCAUGAGCAUCAAGAUCACCAAGCUUAUCAAGAACAUCAGAAAAUGCAAAAUUAUCAAGAACUUGAAGAUCAUCAAGCAUAUCAAGCACACCAAGAUAAACCAGCAUAUGAGGAACAUCAAAACUUUUCCUUCUCAGAUUUAACAAGAUCUGAGAAUCCAGAGUAUGCUCCGAUAUCGAGAUAUCAGGAUUCAACAUCUCAUGUUCUUUCUUCAUCCGUCCCUUCCCCGACAUCUACUCCGUCUUCUAAUCUUACAAUCAUCUCUCCACAAACUCUAAAUCCUCAAUUUGCUUCAAUUCCAUUGUCUGGUACUUCAAACUCAAGUACAGAAUUGGCUGAGUUAAAGGAGAAAAUAUCAGAACUGGAAGUCAGAUCACAUUUGGAUAAACAAGAGAUUAUUCGGCUUCGUGAAGAACUAGAACAUAUGAUAGCAGAGCAGCAUGAGAAGGAACAGCUGAAGGCCCAGCUGGCAGCAGAGCAGUAUGAAAGAGAGCAGUGCGAGACUAGUCUAGAACAGCUACGCGAAGAGCAAGCUGAGACGAAAGCUAGAAUGAGUUCUGAGACUAGAGAUAUUACUGAGUUGAAAGAUGAGUUAAAUAUGAAAACUAAUACAAUUCAACUCAUCAUAGCUGAGAAAUCUGAGCUUCAGUCUAAGAAUUAA